AUCCAGCUGCUCUUCUCCUUGAAAUCUCUCUCUUCUCCAUUUCUGGAGUCUUCCAUCAUCGAAGACCUACCUCCAGUCGGGCCUGAACGGGCCUUUGCAGUUUUGGCGUGCAGAAGAAAACAUAGUUCUAAUAGUUUCUUGGCUUCUCAAAAUGCCAAAAGAUAGAAGGGUGAAUUCCUCGUCUUUUGACAGGGCUACCGUGUCUCCUUAUUCUUGCAGCUCUAAGAUUUCAGAUCGCAAAAAUUGCGACAGCUCUUCCCCUCAAGUCGGGGAUGAAAGAGAAUGGGAAGAGGCUCGAUGCCCCAUUUGCAUGGAGCACCCUCACAAUGCUGUCUUGUUACUUUGUUCUUCUCGGGAGAAAGGUUGUCGUCCUUUCAUCUGUGACACAAGCUAUCGACACUCCAAUUGUCUGGAUCAGUACCGCAAGUCAGCUGCUGCAUCAUGUCUACCUGGAGAACAGCAAUCUGAGCUUGUCUGCCCCCUUUGCCGGGGGGUAAUAACUGGAUGGGAUGUCAUACAGCCAGCACGGACCUUCAUGAAUUCCAAAAUGAGAAGCUGUUCUCUAGAAACAUGUGGUUUCACCGGAAAUUAUGCCGAGCUAAGGAAGCAUGCUAGGCUCGAGCACCCCUACGAACGACCAUCGGAGGCCAGCCCCACCCGGCAAUCAAAUUGGGCAUUGCUGGAGCAACAAAGGGAAAUUGAGGAUGCACUUGCACACCAAUCAGAUAUUGAGUAUGACUGGGAUGGUUGGCCUAGCUGGGAUGAAUGGGGUGAAGAUGAUUUGUGGAGUGAUGGAAGCUUUUUUGACUUCCCAAGUGGAAUGUCCGACAUUGAGGACGAAUUGAUAGAUGAAAUGUUUAGCGGGCUCUCUUUAUCUUUCUUUAGUUUGUAUGCAUCUCCUGAGGAGGAGAUGAUGGAUUCUGGUAGCUCAAGAGGUAGUGACAGGCCCCAGAGGAUAGCUGUGUCCACCAAUUCACGCCCAAGGUCAAGUAAUGAAGUAGGAAAUCCAUUGGCAAGCUCAAGGUCAAGAUCAAGUUAUCAGAGUGAAACAAGGUCAAGAUCAAGUUAUCAGAGUGCAAAUGGUGCAACCAUUUCAAGGUCGACAGUUGGUUAUCACAGAGAAAAUGAUGUGACAAAUUUAAGGUCAAGAUCGAGUUACCACCAAGGAAAUGGAUCAAUAAUUUCAAGUCCAAGAUCGAGUUAUCACAGGGGAAAUGCAAAUGCCCGGACAAGUCUAAGGGCAAGAUCCAGUUAUCCCAGGGAAUACAGCUCAACUAUUUCAAGGUCAAGAUCAAGUUAUCAUAGAGAAAAUGCCCCAGCCAGUUCAAGAACAAGAUCACGCCAUCAAAGAGAAUACGACCCUUUAAUUUCAAGGGCAAGCACGAGGUACUAUCGCACGGAAGUUGCACCUCGUGAGAGACACUCUGCUACUAGAUAUUUACCUGGCCCAUCAAGGCAGCCUCGUUCUAGUUUUGGAGGCCGCGAAGAAUAAGAAUCUUCAAUUGUUGUACAAUGCUUUGUCUGUUUCUGGAAACGGUAGUUUUUGAGUCAAGAUCUUUUCUUUUCAUUUUUGAACUCGUGAAGCUUCUAUCUUUUUGUCUCUUCCAUGGUCGGUCUUUGUUUAUUUAUUGGUAUUUAUUUGUUGAGUGGUGAUUUUCA
This is a messenger RNA of Sesamum indicum (sesame), 1659 nucleotides long. RefSeq lists its product as uncharacterized. Lineage: Eukaryota; Viridiplantae; Streptophyta; Magnoliopsida; Lamiales; Pedaliaceae. The record is from RefSeq and is a predicted model, not a curated record.